Molecule: messenger RNA, 935 nt
Organism: Gracilinanus agilis (Agile Gracile Mouse Opossum)
Lineage: Eukaryota; Metazoa; Chordata; Mammalia; Didelphimorphia; Didelphidae
Gene: KRAS
Product: KRAS proto-oncogene, GTPase
Exons: 7
Coding region: 182-865 (227 amino acids)
Biological process (GO): Ras protein signal transduction
Cellular component (GO): plasma membrane
Molecular function (GO): GDP binding; GTPase activity; GTP binding
Source: RefSeq, a predicted model, not a curated record
AGGCGAGCUGAAACUCGGCCGCCCCGAGGGCGGGUCCGGGCGUGGUGAAGGUUGCGCCCGGGUCUGCCUGUCGGUGGGUCGGUGCACUCCCUCCUGGACGGCUCCCCGCCUUCUCUGCCGAGCUCUGGGUGCCUGGCGCUGUCCUCCCGGCCGCCCUUAGCAUCUCCCCGGCCUGCUGAAAAUGACUGAAUAUAAGCUUGUGGUAGUUGGAGCUGGUGGUGUAGGCAAGAGUGCCUUGACAAUACAGCUAAUUCAGAAUCACUUUGUAGAUGAGUAUGAUCCUACGAUAGAGGAUUCCUACAGGAAACAAGUAGUAAUUGAUGGAGAGACCUGUCUCUUGGAUAUUCUCGACACAGCAGGUCAAGAGGAAUACAGUGCAAUGAGGGACCAGUACAUGAGGACUGGGGAGGGCUUUCUAUGUGUAUUUGCCAUAAAUAAUACUAAAUCAUUUGAAGAUAUUCACCAUUAUAGAGAACAAAUAAAAAGAGUUAAAGAUUCUGAAGAUGUACCCAUGGUUCUUGUAGGAAAUAAAUGUGAUUUACCUUCCAGAACAGUAGAUACAAAACAAGCUCAGGACUUAGCAAGAAGUUAUGGAAUUCCUUUCAUUGAAACAUCAGCAAAAACAAGACAGAGAGUGGAGGAUGCUUUUUAUACAUUGGUGAGAGAGAUUCGGCAAUACAGAUUGAAAAAAAUCACCAAAGAAGAAAAGACUCCUGGCUGUGUGAAAAUUAAAAAAUGCAUUGUAAUGGGUGUUGAUGAUGCCUUCUACACAUUAGUUCGUGAAAUUCGAAAACAUAAAGAAAAGAUGAGCAAAGAUGGUAAAAAGAAGAAAAAGAAGUCAAAGACAAAGUGUAUAAUUAUGUAAAUAAAAUUUGUACUUUUUUCUCAAAGCAUACUUAAGAUAAUUUUUUGUACAUUAUACUAAAUUAUUAGCA